Molecule: messenger RNA, 1470 nt
Organism: Linum trigynum
Lineage: Eukaryota; Viridiplantae; Streptophyta; Magnoliopsida; Malpighiales; Linaceae
Source: the annotation of a GenBank genome assembly
AUGAAGACCAUUAUCUUCCAUAUGGAGAUGAAAGCUCGGGUUCUUUUCGCCAUCUGGGUAGCAAUGGCGAUUUCUCUUCACAAUGCGAGCAUUUCCCAAGGCAGACAUACUUUCCACAAGCCGAGGAAAGGGAAACAUACAGGGACAGUGACGUCAUCCCCUGUUUCUCCUCCUCCUGCUUCCCCUGUUCCUUCUCCAGAAAGUGGUGGUAGCAGCAGCCCUGCCCCGUCGGUUCGGUCCGACCCGUACCCGAGCCCCGAUUCGGACUGCGUGUUCGACGUCCGGUCAUACGGCGCCGUAGGAGACGGGGAGACGGACGAUACGGCGGCGUUUAGGGCGGCGUGGAAGGAGGCUUGCGCCGUGGAGUCGGCCACCGUUCUGGCUCCGUCCGGUUACAGCUUCAUGAUCACUUCCUCCAUCUUCUAUGGGCCUUGCAAGCCCGGCCUGGUUCUUCAGGUGGACGGGUGCCUGAUGCCGCCGGAUGGGCCCGAUUCGUGGCCCGACGGCGACAGUAAGCAGCAGUGGCUGGUGUUUUAUCGGCUCACUGAUAUGAAAAUCACGGGGGAAGGGACCAUUGAAGGCAACGGCGAUAAGUGGUGGGAUCUCCCCUGCAAGCCUCACCGGGGUACGGAUGGGAUUGGAUCAGGAUCAUCAGGAUCAUGUGAGAGCCCUGCUUUAAUCAGGUUCUUCAUGAGCUCAAACUUGGUGGUGAGUGGGCUGAGGAUCCAGAACAGCCCACAGGUCCACAUGAAGUUCGAUGGCUGCCAGGGUGUGUUGAUAGAGAAGCUGUCCAUUUCUUCGCCCAAGCUCAGCCCAAACACAGACGGAAUCCACAUUGAGAACACGAAAGACGUUGGCAUUUACAACUCCAUGAUCAGCAACGGGGAUGAUUGCAUAUCAAUUGGGUCCGGGUGCUCGAAUGUCGAUAUUGAGGGCCUAACUUGUGGGCCAAGUCACGGGAUCAGUAUUGGGAGCCUAGGAGUGCACAACUCCAAAGCAUGUGUGUACAACAUAACGGCCCGAAACCUGGUGAUCCGCGAGUCAGACAACGGGGUCCGGAUCAAGACGUGGCAGGGCGGUUCUGGGUCCGUCUCCAACAUCCACUUCGAGAACAUCCAGAUGGAGAACGUCCGGAACUGCAUGAUGAUCGAUCAAUACUACUGCAACGCCAAGUCAUGCUCCAACCAGACCUCCGCCGUCUACAUCAACGACAUCUCCUUCCGCAACAUCAAGGGCACCUACGACGUCCGCAACGCCCCCGUGCGCUUCGCCUGCAGCGACGCCGUAGCAUGCACCAACAUCACGCUGUCUGAGGUGGAGCUCCUCCCCCACGAGGGGGAGCUCCUUGACGACCCCUUCUGUUGGAACGCUUAUGGUGUCGAGGAGACCGUCACCAUCCCACCCGUCGACUGCCUGAACGACGGGGAGCCUCAAAAUGUUGGGGAGCUCGAUAACUAUGUUUGCUCGUGA